Molecule: messenger RNA, 432 nt
Organism: Helobdella robusta
Lineage: Eukaryota; Metazoa; Annelida; Clitellata; Rhynchobdellida; Glossiphoniidae
Exons: 3
Source: RefSeq, a predicted model, not a curated record
UGGAUUGUCAUUCAGCAGAGGGUUGAUGGCUCCCUGAGUUUCAAUCAAUCCUGGAAUGCGUACAAGACAGGAUUUGGAACUCACUAUAAAAACUUCUGGUUGGGCCUGGAGAAGAUGCACCAAUUAACGACAUCGGCUGAUUACAGCUUGAGAUUCGAAGUUCUAAUCAAUGGAGUUUGGUACUCUGAUGAAUACGAUCAUUUCAAGAUAAAUUCCGAACCUGAAAAAUAUUCUCUCAACGUAUCUGGAUACAGCGGAAGUAAGGAUGACAUUCUGAACUAUCAAACUGCCUACUUCCACAACGGCAUGAAGUUCUCCACACCCGACCAGGAUAACGACCAAUAUGUCAACCACAGUUGUGCUUUGAAGUAUUCAUCAGGCAAUUGGUUCAACAAGUGCUAUUAUCAAAACCUAAAUGGUCCGUACGGUUCC